Ilyonectria robusta is the source of this 1698-nucleotide messenger RNA. RefSeq lists its product as uncharacterized. Lineage: Eukaryota; Fungi; Ascomycota; Sordariomycetes; Hypocreales; Nectriaceae. Gene Ontology annotation, molecular function: NADP binding; flavin adenine dinucleotide binding; N,N-dimethylaniline monooxygenase activity. Bases 1 to 1698 code for a protein of 565 amino acids. The record is from RefSeq and is a predicted model, not a curated record. The transcript has 5 exons.
AUGGGCGAACCAAUCCCUGUACGAUCCAAGAAGUUCAACACUGAGCUGACGGACUACUCGGUUUCCCACCAAGAGAAGACUGGUCCUUAUGCCGAGAACCUCGAGGUUGAUGCCUUGGUUGUUGGUGCCGGCUUCGCUGGUAUCUUCAUGCUCAAAACCCUCCGAGACCGCGGUUACAAGACUGUGAUCUUCGAGGCUGGAAAUGACACUGGAGGCACCUGGCGCUGGAACUGCUACCCCGGCGCCGGUGUUGACUCUGAGGUCCCCGAGUAUGAGUUUUCUUGGCCCGAGGUUUGGAGUACAUGGAAUUGGCCAAGCAACUAUCCCACGUACGCAGAUCUGCGAGACUAUUUCGACCAUGUCGACAAGGUAGUCGGCAUCAAGAAGGACUGCGCCUUCAACACUGUUGUUGUUGGUGCGGAUUUCGACACUGCCACCGGCAAGUGGAAUGUGCGCACCGAAGAUGGUCGCAUCACGAAGGCCAAGUACUUGGUUCUUGGAACUGGAUUUGCCGCACGACGAUAUAUCCCUGACUGGCCAGGAAUGGACAAGUUCAAGGGCGUCAUCCACCAUUCCUCAUUCUGGCCAGACGAGAAAGUAGAGGUCAAGAACAAGAAAUGCGCCGUCAUCGGUACUGGCGCAUCCGGAGUCCAAAUCGUCCAAGCAUGGGGCCCCGAGGCCGGCCAGGUCAAGGUCUUCCAACGAACUCCCAAUCUCGCCGUGCCAAUGCGGAAAAAGGUCCUUACCGUCGAGGAGCAAACGCGGGCUAAGAAGUUCUACCCCGAGCUGUUUAGGUACCGCGAAAGGAACUUUGCUGGGUUUCACUAUGACUGGUAUGAGAAGAACACGUUUGACGACACCCCCGAGGAGCGAGAGGCCUUCUACGAGAGGGUCUGGGCCGCCGGUGGAUUCCGCUACUGGGUCGCCCUGUACAAGGACAACCUCAUCGAUGCUAAGGCCAACGAGGAAUCGUACAAUUUCUGGGCCAAGAAGACUCGCGAGCGCAUUGGCGACCCCAAGGCGCGAGACUUGCUUGCGCCGCUGAAGAUGCCUCACUACUUUGGCAUCAAGCGACCCUGCCUCGAGUAUGACUACUACGAACAAUUCAACCGACCCAGCGUUGAUGUUGUCGACAUAAAGAACAACGCCAUCAAGGAGUUCACCGAGACGGGUAUUACUCUUGAAGAUGGAACUCACCAUGAGUUUGAUGUCAUUGCUGUGGCGACCGGAUUCGACAUUGUGACUGGAGUGAUGACACAACUCGGUCUGAAGAGCAUCAACAACACCAGCCUCCAGGAAGAGUGGAUUCCUGGAGCCAAGACAUACCUCGGUACCACCGUCAGUGGCUAUCCCAACAUGUUCCACAUCUACGGUCCGCAUGGCCCAACGCUCCUCAGCAAUGGACCUACCACCGUUGAAGUACAGGGCCGGUGGAUUAGCGAUUGCAUCGAAAAGAUGAGCUCAAACGGCAUCAGGUAUCUUAACCCCAAGAGUGAGGCAUCCGACGCUUGGAAGAAGCAAAUCAUCGAUAUCAACAACGGCAUGCUGUUUCCGACGACCCACUCGACGUACAUGGGCGGAAGCAUCCCCGGAAAGGUCUUCGAGCCGGUUUGCUUCCCGGGUGGAAUUCCCGAGUAUGUCAUUCAGCUUCGAAAGGCUCUCGAUACCUUGGACGGCUUUGAGGUGGUCAAGAAUUAG